AUGGAAAGAACCGAGCCCUCCCUGCCGGUUCUGCUACCGACUCGGCCGCGGGCCUCGCUCACCCCUGUCCAGAAUCCCUCCCCGCUCCCGCUGCCCCACUCGCUCACCCCUGUCCAGAAUCCCUCCCCGCUCCCGCUGCCCCACUCGCUCACCCCUGUCCAGAAUCCCUCCCCGCUCCCGCUGCCCCACUCGCUCACCCCUGUCCAGAAUCCCUCCCCGCUCCCGCUGCCCCACUCGCUCACCCCUGUCCAGAAUCCCUCCCCGCUCCCGCUGCCCCACUCGCUCACCCCUGUCCAGAAUCCCUCCCCGCUCCCGCUGCCCCACUCGCUCACCCCUGUCCAGAAUCCCUCCCCGCUCCCGCUGCCCCACUCGCUCACCCCUGUCCAGAAUCCCUCCCCGCUCCCGCUGCCCCACUCGCUCACCCCUGUCCAGAAUCCCUCCCCGCUCCCGCUGCCCCACUCGCUCACCCCUGUCCAGAAUCCCUCCCCGCUCCCGCUGCCCCACUCGCUCACCCCUGUCCAGAAUCCCUCCCCGCUCCCGCUGCCCCACUCGCUCACCCCUGUCCAGAAUCCCUCCCCGCUCCCGCUGCCCCACUCGCUCACCCCUGUCCAGAAUCCCUCCCCGCUCCCGCUGCCCCACUCACUCACCCCUGUCCAGAGUCGCUCCCCGGUCCCGCUGCCCCACUCGCUCACCCCUGUCCAGAGCCACCGAUCCCCGCCACGGUCAAAUUUUGGCGCCGAGCGUCGCAGCCGUUAG
Ficedula albicollis (Collared flycatcher) is the source of this 756-nucleotide messenger RNA. RefSeq names its product SH3 domain-containing protein C23A1.17-like. The transcript has 2 exons. The record is from RefSeq and is a predicted model, not a curated record. The coding region runs from base 1 to 756 and encodes 251 amino acids. Lineage: Eukaryota; Metazoa; Chordata; Aves; Passeriformes; Muscicapidae.